UCAUAGGGUACGUUUUCUCUUGGAGAAAACGUACCCGGGUACGUUUUCUCCUGGAGAAAACGUACCCUAGAGAUUGGGUACGUUUUCUCCUGGGUACGUUUUCUCCCGGGUACGUUUUCUCCUGAUACCCCAAUUUUUUGGGAAGCCUGUAAAAAGUAUUGGAAAAAAAAAUUGAAGUCGGCGCACCCCCUUUGCAGUUAGGGCAAAACUUUAAAGAGGUCUUAAAGAAAUGUCUUCUUCAGUGAAAUCAGAGAACCUUUUCCAAAAGAAAUCAUGUGUUGUUGUGUGUGGAGCCAGCAGAGGUCUUGGUGAAUGUAUUUCCAUAACAUUUGCUAAGAAAUUUCUAACUGGCUCUGUCUUUAUCCUUCUUUCUCGUGAUGGAAAAGCUCUUGAAAAUGUGAAGACCAGCCUCCAAUCUGAAUGUCCUGAUCAGCUGUGCAUAACAAAGGUAUUCGAUCAAGGCAUUAUGCAACAGGAAAACUUUGAGUGUUUAUUUGAUGGAAUUGUACAAAGCAACAAUAUUUCUCUAGCUGAUUUGGAACAAGUUGUAAUGGUUCAUUGUGCUGGUACACUAGGUGACAUCACAAAAUACUGCAAGGAAAUGACUGACCCCAAGAAAGUUAGAGAAAACUUUGACAUCAAUGUUGUUGGCACUAUACUGCUAAAUUCAGCAUUCCUGAAAGCUUUCAAAGAUGUUGGAAGUAAAGUCAUCAUCAACAUUUCAUCUCUAGCAGGAAUACAGCCUUUUAAAUCAUGGAGUCUCUACUGUUCAGGCAAAGCUGCUAGGGACAUGUUUUUCCGGACUUUGGCUCUGGAAGACCCGGAUAUACUGGUCCUGAAUUAUGCACCAGGCCCUUGUGCAACAGACAUGCAGAAAGAUUGUCGAGAACAGUCAGCAGAUCCUGAAACUAAACAAAUGUUUAUUGAUGCAUUGAAUUCAGGAGGGCUGCUCUCUCCGCAGACUUCCAUUGACAAAUUAUGUGAAGUUUUGACAUCCAAAUUUGAGUCAGGAGCACACAUUGACUUUUAUGAUGAAAUAAAGCAAUGAACCCCGCUAACUGGAAGGCUGGACUUUAUUUAUAAACUAUGAAAUAUGAACUAUGUUGUGCAUCAUGACUUCUAAAAUAGAAAAAUUAUGUUUGCUUCUAUGUUACAGUAAUUUAAUGACAGAUGAAAAGUGCACGUGAAAAUGGAAUUUGCAAUGAUAAUAUGCUUGACACUCUUGAAUGGUAGUGUGGUGAAUUUUAACAUUACCUCACCAAUGAAAUAUAUUUUUAAGUUCAAAGUUCACUAGGUCAAAUUAUUGUAGAAGCAUUCUAAUGUUCUGAAGUCUUAAAUUUGUCCUUUCUGUGACUUUGGGGGUCAAAGAGGUCUACAAAGGGUAGGGAUGACCAAUGGCUCCAAACAUUAGGUCCUUUGUAUUAUGGAGGCUCAUCUUUGCUAUAAACCAAGGGUUCAGUUUGUUUACUCAGUUGGCCAUUGUUGCUUAUCUGAGCAUUGUGGGCCUUGUGUACCUUUUAAGAAUAAGAGUAUUAUUUGUUAAAUUGUGUUUUGUGGUUUUUUAAAAUAGGUAAUGGCUGCUUUUUUAGAUGUAUACACUUUUUCUCUGACAUCUUCCAAGUACAGUGUGUGUGUCUUGUAUUGAUGAACAUAUUCAUGUCAUGUACCGUACCAGUAUUUUGUUUCUAUAAUAUACAUUCCAUCAGAAUGCUUUUGUUCACUUUUUCUUCUUAUUACAUGUAGUUUAUUGCUAUUGUUGUUGUUAUUUGUAUAAAACUUUAAAUGUACAACUGUUUUAU
This is a messenger RNA of Magallana angulata, 1799 nucleotides long. Its product is annotated as sepiapterin reductase-like. Gene Ontology annotation, molecular function: sepiapterin reductase (NADP+) activity. Gene Ontology annotation, biological process: tetrahydrobiopterin biosynthetic process. NCBI's taxonomy places the organism in Eukaryota, Metazoa, Mollusca, Bivalvia, Ostreida, Ostreidae. The coding region runs from base 230 to 1048 and encodes 272 amino acids. The transcript is spliced from 4 exons. The record is from RefSeq and is a predicted model, not a curated record.